Messenger RNA from Electrophorus electricus (electric eel), 4447 nucleotides. Its product is annotated as solute carrier family 26 member 9. Gene Ontology annotation, biological process: transmembrane transport. The record is from RefSeq and is a predicted model, not a curated record. NCBI's taxonomy places the organism in Eukaryota, Metazoa, Chordata, Actinopteri, Gymnotiformes, Gymnotidae. Gene Ontology annotation, cellular component: membrane.
GACCAUGUAUCGCUCAUCUUUAUCUAAGCUGAUAGUCACUCCUUUGUCAGCGUCUUCCCUUUGGUCAGGUGUCGGCCAACGGUCAGUGAUGACCAGUAGUAGGUGUUAUCACCAAGUGAUUCAACACUGUCACUAAAUGUGUAAAUGGGGGUGGGUGAGAGAGGUUUAAAAUGAAACAUUUAUUUAAUCACGAACAUUUAGGGGCAAUUCCUAAUAUUUGAGUCCUACACAAAACCAGGCCAUGCUGGGUGACGUUGCAAACAAGGUGAGCAUACCAGACCCUGUUUAAGCUCCUCCCAAGGUGUGAUUGAACCAGUAUAAUAAGAGCAUGGGAGACAUAAUGAUCUAAAAGCGCAUCAAACUUCUGCUUCUCCUAACACCCAAGGCGGAUGUUGAGGAUCGGUGAACGUUAAUGAAACAGGUAAGGGCUUUGUAACUUAAUAAUUUGGUGUUCCAAGUGUUGCCUGAUCAGAAACAUUGUACAGUUAAUUUUCACAGUGCUAAUAGAUAUGGAAUCAGCUGUAAAAGUAAUCAAAUUGAUCUCUUUAAUUCCUCUUUUAUCUUUUUUUGCAUAGUUUUCGUCUUUGUUUCAGAGGUUUGGCACGCGUUUGCUUGCUCAUUCAGUUUUAUGAUGUUUAUUCAUAUUUAUUUUUCACGUAUUUGCAUAUGUGUGUGGACCACAUAUUCUGCGAUUAAAAACAAUACACAUUUGCUUAAGAUUCCACACAUUUUCUUUAAAGAGCAGUAAUUAUGGGAUUAACCUUUAUUUCUAACACAUUCACCUGUAUGCUUAAACAUCAAACAGGGCAUUUCAGACCACGCCGUGUAGGCACUGCUCAAACAAAUCCUCUCAAGGUCAGAUAAGCACCUUGCAGUGUUAUACAAAAGAGGUUUUAUCAGCGCGAAAGAAAAACAGCUCCUAGACUGACAAUCGGACACUGAAGCAAGCCCAGUCCCUCGCCAUCGCAGUUUGUUUAGCAAACGUUGCCAGUGUGAAUGACACUUUAUUAUAACAGAUACUUAUAUCUUCACCCUAGUAAACGACCCUGGAUCUAGUGAGCAUCAUGCAACAGGUCCGCCCUCGCUACGCAAUAGACCGGCCCGGCUUCUCUCAGAGAGAGUUCGAUGAGGAGUUCGAGAGAAAGAGGCGGAGCUUUCCUCUGGGGGACAAAGUGAAAAAAACGUUACGGUGCUCUGGGGGACGACUGAGAAGCCUCCUCUUCAGACACCUGCCGGUGCUGGGCUGGCUCCCCAAAUACAACGCCAGGCAGAACCUCCUGUGUGAUGUCAUCAGUGGGGUCAGCGCAGGCACCAUCCAGGUCCCGCAGGGGAUGGCCUUUGCUCUGCUGGCCAACCUCCCGCCAGUCAACGGGCUUUAUUCCUCCUUCUUUCCUCUCAUCCCGUAUUUCUUCAUGGGCACAGCCCACCAGAUGGUGCCAGGUACUUUUGCUGUUCUGAGUAUCAUGGUUGGCAUGGUGUGCCUAAGGCUGGCACCUGAGUCCCAGUUCAGCCAUUUCAACCACACCCUCAAUGCCACCAUAGUGGACGAGGAGCGCAUGAACCAGGUCCGACUGGCCGUAUCGGGCACUUUGGCCUGUCUGACCGCCAUCAUACAGAUUGGUCUUGGCUUCAUGCAGUUCGGAUUUGUAGCCAUAUACCUUUCAGAGUCAUUCAUCAGGGGCUUCAUGACAGCCGCCGGGCUACAGAUCCUCAUAUCUGUCCUUAAGUACAUCUUUGGCAUCACGGUGCCACCAUACAGUGGGCCACUGGCAGUUGUUUACACCCUUAUAGACAUAUGCUGUGGCCUGCCCCAUACCAACAUAGCCUCUCUGCUGUUUGCCCUGGUCAGCACCGUAGCACUGAUCAUAGUGAAGGAACUGAGUGCCCGCUACCGUCAUAAAGUCCCUUUCCCUCUUCCCAUGGAGAUCAUCAUCGUGGUGGUAGCCACAGCCAUCUCUGGACCACUGGACUUGCCUCAGAAAUAUCAUAUGGACAUAGUAGGAGAAAUCCCACUGGGAUUCCCGGCCCCGAUUCUGCCGACCGUGACCGAGUGGGGGGACAUGUUGAGUACAGCCUUCUCCCUCGCCAUAGUUGGAUAUGUCAUCAACCUCGCCAUGGGCAGGACGCUGGCUGCCAAGCAUGGCUACGACGUGGACCCCAAUCAGGAAAUGCUGGCGUUGGGCUUCAGUAACUUCCUGGGCGGAUUUUUUAAGAUCCAUGUCAUCUGCUGUGCUCUCUCUGUCACGCUGGCUGUCGACAGCGCAGGAGGCUCUUCACAGUUUUCCAGCUUGUGUGUUAUGCUUGUGGUGAUGAUCACCAUGCUAGCUCUGGGAACCUAUCUAAAACCCCUCCCCAAGUCCGUGCUGGGAGCACUAAUAGCUGUUAAUCUAAAGAACACACUGCUGCAGCUCUCGGACCCAUAUUACCUGUGGAAGAAGAACAAACUAGACUGUUGUGUGUGGCUUGUGUCCUUCUUGGCCACCUUCUUCCUGAGCCUGCCUUUUGGCGUUGCCACCGGGGUGGGUUUCUCUAUCCUGGUAGUGGUUUUCCAGACUCAGUUUCGCAAUGGCUCAGAAGUGGCUCAGAUCAUGGACACAGAUCUGUACAAGAACCCCAAGGUCUAUAAUAAGGUGAAACUUCUUGAAGGUGUGAAAAUAAUGAGCUACUGCUCACCCCUUUACUUUGCCAAUGCAGAGAUCUUUCGACGAAAGGUCAUCAAAAAAACUGGACUAGACCCUGGCAAGGUUCUUCUGGCCAGAAAGAAAUUUCUGAAGAAACAGCAGGAGAAAGAGGCACGUGAACUAAAAGCCAUGCAAGACCAGCAGAAGAAAGAGGCCAUGAGAAGGAAAAUGAGCUCGCUGGUUACGAUGAAGAGUCAGACCAUUUCACAAAUUGAUCUGCAGAGCGAUUUUGACUCCAACGGCGCAGCCAGCGCUGACGUCCCCACGAGUUACGUCAACCCCUGCUGCGACAUCACUGGCUCCUUUGACCAGUUACCAGGCGCGCCCCCCGUUACCAUGGAGAUGCAACCCAUGCCCUUUCAUACUCUCAUACUGGACCUAGGAGGAGUCUGCUUCAUUGACCUGAUGGGGACUAAAGUUAUUACCAAGAUGAUCAACACUUACAGCAUGCUGGGGAUCCGUCUGUAUUUAGCCAAUGUUCAAGCUCAGGUUCUGGAGGAGCUGGAGUCAGGAGGCGUGUUUGAGGAGAGCUGUAUCACCACUAGUGACCUGUUCCUCUCUGUACAUGACGCAGUGCUGUUUGCCCAGAGCAAGUCCCCCACUCCCAGCGCUGCGGGGGAAGCAGAAAGGCAGAAGAUAAAGCUGGCAUUUGAUAUACAGGAAGAGGAUGGAGACCUGGAGCAGGAACUCUUCUGAGAGGUUCAUGGGAGACCCAGCUGGUGAUGAAAACCUUGGCAGAACUGCUGCGUGUUUAAUUCUUUUUGAAGGUCAUUCAGGCGAAUGCACCAAGGAUUGUAUUGUAUGAAUUGAAUGCGGAUCUCCACGUUUAAGAAUGCACUGUUGGAAGCAGACUUCUGUAGUGUCUGAAGUGAGGUCUAGAAACAUGUAACUGCUCACAAAUACCAGGAGUGUUUCACAUACACUGAUCGUCCUGUUUCUGCACUGUACACCAGACCGUCUUUGAUGAGUAUUAUUUAAAUGUGGUCAUGUACUUCAUCUAACCACCAGCAGAGGGCAGAAAGCCCCUCUCUCUGAUUUUAAGUAAACAAUAAAGGAAACCUUCUCCGAGGAAGGCGAUAAUUGGUACCCGAGGACACUACAGAACUCUCCAUCACUGGACAUAAUGUCAUUCACACUCACACCAUGACACAUUUUUAGGGUAGCCAAGUUUGACCUAACCAUGUUUUUAGACUGCGGGAGUGAACCAGCGAAUCCAUUCAGGAAGUGCAAGCUCAGGGGCAGGCUUCACGCUGCACAGCUAAAGCACCCAAAUCUGAGAAUAUUACACAGAUGAGCUCAGAUUUGCUCCACAGUGUGUAGAUGUACGAGAUUCUAGUGGGAUUAGACAAUGUGCUGUAUGCAACUGAUGCUUGUAAAAAUGUCUUUUCAACCACAUGACUAACCGGGGUAAAAUGGAUAUCAAAACAUAAACAACUAAGAAACCAUCAGAUCAAUUCAGGAAAUAAAACGGAGUUUUUGAUUAUUAAUCUAUAUUUUUCUAUUGAAGAGUCUACAGUGUACGCUGUACGUUUGCUGGGUUAUGUCGCCCUCUAUUGUCACACGCAAGAGUGAGCAGACUAUAUUUACAUUUAUGGCAUUUAGCUGACGCUUUUAUCCAAAGCGCCUCACCAUUAUGACUGAGUACAACUAGAGCAACUGAGGGUUAAGUACCUUAACCACUGAGCUACCACUACCACUGCAUAUUGAGCUGUCAGUCAAAAUCAGACGUUGUCCAUGUGGUGGGAUGGUUUUAAACCCAAACACUU